AUGGCUGGUGCUUUACACUCCGAAAUCAUCAUCGAUCCACGCGCACACACUUCGCUUGAUGAUACGCAAAGAUGCAAAACCGUGGUCAAGAAAUCUGUGGGAACGCCGAUAGAUUUGAGAGAUUGCGUGCAGAAGAUUGAACUAUACACCUGCCCUAACCCUGGCAGUCUCGCCAAACCUACAGAACGCGACUCGGAGAGCUUGUUGAAGCUCCAGCAUGAAAUAUCCCAGCUUUGCCAUCUUGCCCAUCUACGCCAAGUGAAGCUGGCCAUAUGGAUUCCUCAGGAAUGCGACGCCUACUUCGAGGCCAUGACUGUUGUAGAGAGCAUCUCCGAUGCUUGCAAAAAGCUCAGUGAACGACUCGGCGCCGGCUUGACCGUCACCCUUCCCAGGGCUUGGCCAUAUGAUGUCUUCGAGUUCGAAUACAUAGAUGAGCUGGAUAUUAGCUGGAUGUGGACUCCGCCCAGCCAGACGCAUAGGCAGUGCGUUCGAGAUGGUACCGCGAGAGGACAUGAGAAGAUGAGGGUACUCAUUGCCGACGGAGUCCACGCAACCGGAGAGAGCACUCUGCUGGAUGAAUUACGCUAUGCUGCCUUGAACCUGCCUCAAAGAAAAGAAGAGAUUGCGAACAUGGAUGUCUGGGAGGCUUGGAAUGGUGUUAACGAGACUGAAUGGAAGUGGAUCAAGGAAACUUGGCAGAGAUAUGAUGCAUAUUUGUGA
Messenger RNA from Letharia columbiana, 720 nucleotides. RefSeq lists its product as uncharacterized. The transcript has a single exon. The record is from RefSeq and is a predicted model, not a curated record. Lineage: Eukaryota; Fungi; Ascomycota; Lecanoromycetes; Lecanorales; Parmeliaceae. The coding region runs from base 1 to 720 and encodes 239 amino acids.